Messenger RNA from Oncorhynchus tshawytscha (Chinook salmon), 3601 nucleotides. RefSeq names its product sodium/hydrogen exchanger 5-like. Gene Ontology annotation, biological process: proton transmembrane transport; regulation of pH; sodium ion transport. Gene Ontology annotation, molecular function: sodium:proton antiporter activity. NCBI's taxonomy places the organism in Eukaryota, Metazoa, Chordata, Actinopteri, Salmoniformes, Salmonidae. Gene Ontology annotation, cellular component: membrane. The record is from RefSeq and is a predicted model, not a curated record.
GAGUAGUAAUCUUUCACAGAAUGAUAGUCAGGAGUAGUAAUCUUUCACAGAAUGAUAGUCAGGAGUAGUCGUCUUUAAAAACAAUAAAUGGACAGCUCUUAGAUCCGCACACUGCUGUGGCCCGUGCGCAUGUAAUGGCUCUUUAACGGGGCUCGGUCCUAGCGGUUCUUAGAGUUUGGGUCACGUGCCAAGAUCGGCUAUGCCAGCCGGUAGAGGCUCGACUGUGUUACCACUAGCGUACCGCUUAAUGAGAGAGUGAAAGAGAGAGAGAGAGAGAGGUGUUGUUGAUAUUGUAAACCGGUGACAGGUAUCGUCCCUUACGUCGUGUCCUUCUUAUCUUACCUCCGGUACUCCCCUUGAUGGUGUGUAUAAAAAGAAAAUAGAAGAUGACGCGAGGCUGAGUGUGUUUAACGGGAAGAUGCUCCUCGUCAGUGUGCCUGUGCUCCUUCUGCUUUCGGUAGUCGGUAAAGAUGCGGCUGACCUCCCCGCGACAGACGCGUCGUUUCUUCCGGACCUGGGGCUGCGUAGCGGGGGACAACCCGGUCCGUCGCUACCCGCUUCUCAGACCACCUCUCUAGACCGCUUCCAGGUUCAGCCCCGGGAGGAGUAUGCCUCGCCGGGUAUUGCCUUGGCCCGGUCCGCGGAGGAACCGUCCGCGACCACGGAGGACGGCGGCGAGUCGCACCGCCACGGCGGGGGGUUUCAGAUGGUGCAAUGGGAAUGGAGCUAUGUCCAGACGCCUUACAUUAUCGCUAUAUGGAUCCUGGUGGCCAGCGUCGCGAAAAUCCUGUUCCACUUCUCUCAGCGGUUCACCACAGUGGUCCCAGAGAGCUGUAUGUUGAUCUUACUGGGCCUGGUACUGGGUGGCAUCGUACUGCUGACCAGUAAGAAACAGCUGUACCAGCUAGAGCCUGGCCUCUUCUUCCUCUUCCUCCUGCCAACCAUCGUAGGUGACGCCGGGUAUUUCAUGCCCGCAAGGCUCUUCUUUGACAAUCUGGGAGCCAUCUUACUGUAUGCUGUGGUGGGGACUCUCUGGAAUGCCUUCUGCACAGGCUUCUGCCUCUACGGGGUCAAACUGCUGGGGGUCAUAGACCAGAAGGUUCAGGCAGGUCUGAUGGAGUUCCUGUUGUUUGGAGCAUUGAUCUCUGCGGUGGACCCAGUGGCGGUGCUGGCCGUGUUCGAGGAGGUCCACGUCAACGAGACUCUCUUCAUCAUCGUCUUCGGAGAGUCCCUGCUCAACGACGCCGUCACCGUGGUGUUGUAUAAGGUGUACAUGUCCUUCGUGGAGGUGGGCCCUGAGAAUGUUCAGACAGCUGACUAUUUCAAAGGAGUGGCCUCAUUCCUCAUCGUCAGUAUUGGGGGGACCAUGGUGGGUCUGAUCUUUGCUGCUCUCCUAGCCUUCAUCACACGUUUCACCAAGAAGGUCCGCAUCAUUGAGCCUCUAUUGGUCUUCCUCAUGGUCUACCUGGCCUACCUCACCGCUGAGCUCUUCUCUCUGUCCGCCAUCUUGUCAAUGACGUUCUGUGGUAUCGGCUGUAACAAGUACGUGGAGGCCAACAUAUCCCAGAAAUCUCGUACCACGGUGAAGUACACGAUGAAAACCCUGGCCAGCAUCGCCGAAACCAUCAUCUUCAUCUUCCUGGGCAUCUCAGCCGUGGACAAGUCUAAGUGGGCCUGGGACACAGGACUCAUCUCCUGUACGCUCAUCUUCAUCUUCGUCUUUAGGGCCCUGGGUGUGGUCAUGCAGACCUGGGUGUUGAACUGGUUCCGCCUCGUCCCAUUGGACAAGAUCGACCAGGUGGUGAUGUCGUACGGUGGCCUGCGAGGGGCGGUGGCGUUUGCCUUGGUGGUGCUGCUGGAUGCAGAACGGGUCCCGGCUAAAGACUACUUCGUGGCCACAACCAUCAUAGUGGUUUUCUUCACUGUGAUGUUCCAGGGUCUGACCAUCAAGCCUCUAGUGAACUGGCUCAAAGUACCUCGUGCCACCAACCGCAAGCCCACCAUCAACGAGGAGAUACACGAGCGUGCCUUUGACCAUUGUCUGACUGCAGUGGAAGACAUCGCUGGACUCAACGGUUACCACCACUGGAGAGACAAGUGGGAGCAGUUUGACAAGAACUACCUGAGCAAGCUGCUGCUGCGGAAGUCUGUGUACCGGAAGAGCGAGCUGUGGGAGGUCUAUCAGAAAAUCAAUAUUAGAGAUGCCAUCAGUGUUAUAGACCAGGGUGGCAACGUGCUAACCUCUGCCAGGCUCUCUCUGCCCUCCAUGGCCUCCAGGGCAUCUUUCCCAGAGGUCACCAACGUCACCAACUACCUGAGAGAGAACGGUAGUGGGGUCUGUCUGGACCUCCAGGUGAUUGACAACGUGCCGGGAGCCAAGGUGGAGGAGGAGUCAGAAACGCAUCACUUCCUGGCUGGGAACCUGUACAAGCCCAGGAGACGGUACCAGUCCCACUACAGCAGACACUUCAUGACAGUGGGGGACCACGAGCGUCAGGACAGAGAGAUCUUCCAGAGAAAUAUGAAGAGUCGCAUGGAGACGUUCAAGACCACCCGACACAAACGCCACAGCCACAAGAAGGACCGCAGCCAGAAAAAGCGGAGAGGAUCAGAUGUUAAAGAACAGGACCUCAACGACAAACCUCGACGGAACGUCAGCUGGCAGGACAAAGAUCCUGUGGUGGUGCCAGUGGUGGAGGAUGAGAAGGGCGAACACUUGGAGCCAGAGAAGGAGGAGGACGUUGGCAUCACCUUUGUGGCUCGAAAGGUUCCAGACACGCCCAAAGAACGACCCAAAUCUGUCCCGGCUGGUCUGGAGGUGUGUCAGCCCUCCAUGGCCCCGCCCUCCCCCACCUGCAGUGAGAGGAACCUGCCCUGGAAGGGCGGCAUCGGAACCCUGCCGGUGUGUGUUUCCAUGGAAGCUACUAAAAUCAUCCCCAUAGACCUGCAGCAGGCGUGGAACCAGAGCAUCUCCUCCUUAGAGAGCCUGGCCUCUCCGCCGGGCCCCGUAGAGCCCUUACACCCCGCUCAGCGCCUCUCCAGGCUGGGAGGGCAGCGUCCUGUCUCAUACUCUGGUAGUGGAGUUAGUGGCUCUGGUUUUGGAUCCAGAGGGGCUGGGUCAAUAGUGGCUCAGGGCAUCGCUCGGUUUGAGUUUCCUCCAGGAGGAGAGGAGAAGGAGGAGGAAGAGGGAGCCUUGUCUGAUCAGGAGCAGGAGCUGCAGCCCCUCAUGUCAUCCUCUGUGAGGCCCCCUGGCCCCCCGCCCCCUCCCCCCCUGGCCCAGGGUCUAGGGCGGAGGAGGAACCCCUGUGUGUACCUGAGGAGCCUGGUCACAGCGCCCCCUCCUGGCAGUGAGCCGCUGGCGCGCAGCAGAGGGCCCACUCAGCUGUAAUGGCUCCAACCACAUCUCUGGACUUGCCCAGCGACCCAGAUCUAGGACCAGCUUACUCAACCAAGUCCCUAACCAAUACCUACUAGGGAGAACAACACAAGACUGAUUUCAAAUCAGCUUUUAUGGGCAAUCACGUCCCUCACUGCCUCACACACUCAACAACAGAACAGACACCCAACCACACACACACACACACACCAGCUCAGGCCGUCC